Messenger RNA from Ziziphus jujuba (common jujube), 4181 nucleotides. RefSeq lists its product as uncharacterized. Gene Ontology annotation, biological process: protein import into nucleus. Gene Ontology annotation, cellular component: cytoplasm; nucleus. The record is from RefSeq and is a predicted model, not a curated record. The coding region runs from base 312 to 3668 and encodes 1118 amino acids. Gene Ontology annotation, molecular function: small GTPase binding; nuclear import signal receptor activity. NCBI's taxonomy places the organism in Eukaryota, Viridiplantae, Streptophyta, Magnoliopsida, Rosales, Rhamnaceae. The transcript is spliced from 20 exons.
AAUCAAUUAGACAAAUUUGGUUUGCCCUAAUUAGCCCCACCUUCGCCACUCCCUCCCAAGUGUUUUUAUUUUUUGGUUUAUUUUGGGUGUGUGAAUGCUUAAAAUCCCCAAAACCCUCCUCCCAAACACAGCCUCCGUCGUCUACUCUGUCUCUGUGUCUGUCUCUCUCUCUCUCUCUUGUUGUUGUAUCUCUAAAUAAAAAAAUAAAAUAAAAAACUCACAAGCAAGCCUUGUAGAGAGAGAAACAACAGAGAGAGGCAGAGGCCGAGGCAGAGAGCAGCCACCACCACCACCACCACCCCCAUUGACAAAUGGCUCAACCCACUGAUUCCGCUCAGCUGCAGCAAGCCCAACUGGCCGCGAUUCUCGGCCCAGACUCCGGCCCCUUCGAAACCCUAAUCUCCCACCUCAUGUCCUCCUCCAACGAGCAGCGGUCUCAGGCCGAGCUUCUCUUCAACCUCUGCAAACAAACCGAUCCCGAUUCCCUCUCUCUCAAGCUUGCCCACCUCCUUCAGUUCUCUUCCCACCCGGAGGCCCGAGCCAUGUCUGCCAUCCUCCUCCGUAAGCAACUCACCCGCGACGAUUCCUACCUCUGGCCCCGACUCUCCCCAUCCACUCAGUCUUCUCUCAAGUCCAUUCUUUUGUCCUGUAUUCAGCGCGAGGAUGCCAAGUCUAUAUCUAAGAAGCUCUGCGACACCAUUUCCGAGCUCGCCUCUGGGAUUUUGCCCGAGUAUGGUUGGCCCGAGUUGUUGCCCUUCAUGUUCCAGUGCGUUUCCUCCGACUCGCCCAAGCUUCAGGAAUCUGCUUUUUUGAUUUUUGCCCAGUUGUCUCAGUAUAUAGGCGAUACGCUGGUCCCUCAUAUAAAGCAGCUGCACGCUGUGUUCCUGCACUGUUUGACCUCGUCGUCCAGUUCCGAUGUGAAGAUCGCGGCUUUGAAUGCCGUGAUCAAUUUCAUCCAGUGCUUGUCGAAUUCCGGCGACCGGGAUAGGUUUCAGGACUUGCUGCCCGCCAUGAUGACCACGUUAACUGAGGCUUUGAACAAUGGGAAUGAGGCCACCGCACAGGAAGCUCUUGAAUUGAUGAUCGAACUGGCUGGGACAGAACCCAGGUUCUUGAGGAGGCAGCUGGUUGACGUGGUGGGUUCAAUGUUGCAGAUUGCCGAAGCUGAGUCCUUGGAAGAAGGCACGAGGCAUUUGUCGAUCGAGUUUGUCAUCACACUCGCGGAGGCCAGAGAGCGUGCUCCGGGGAUGAUGAGGAAGCUGCCGCAGUUUAUAAGCAGGUUGUUUUCGAUCUUGAUGAAGAUGCUUCUGGAUGUCGAGGAUGAUCCGGCAUGGCAUAGUGCUGAUAGUGAGGAUGAAGAUGCAGGUGAGUCUGGCAAUUACAGUGUUGGGCAGGAGUGUUUGGAUCGCCUUUCCAUUUCCCUGGGUGGGAAUACUAUUGUUCCUGUUGCCUCUGAGCAGUUGCCGGCAUUUUUGGCUGCUCCCGAGUGGCAGAAGCACCAUGCUGCACUUAUUGCACUUGCCCAGAUCGCUGAGGGUUGCUCCAAGGUUAUGAUAAAGAAUUUGGAUCAAGUGGUGGCAAUGGUCUUGAACUCGUUUCAAGAUCCCCACCCCCGUGUUAGGUGGGCAGCUAUUAAUGCAAUCGGGCAGUUAUCUACAGACUUAGGACCAGAUUUGCAAGUUCAAUACCAUCAAAAGGUGCUUCCAGCACUUGCUGCAGCUAUGGAUGAUUUCCCGAAUCCUCGAGUACAAGCGCAUGCAGCUUCAGCAGUGCUGAACUUCAGUGAGAAUUGCACUCCAGAUAUUUUAAAGCCUUACUUAGAUGGGAUAGUGAGCAAAUUGCUUAUACUUCUGCAGAAUGGGAAACAAAUGGUGCAAGAGGGAGCCUUAACAGCUUUGGCGUCAGUGGCUGAUUCAUCUCAGGAGCAUUUCCAAAAGUACUAUGAUGCAGUUAUGCCUUACCUGAAAGCUAUCUUGGUGAAUGCAACUGACAAAUCUGAUCGCAUGCUACGUGCUAAAUCCAUGGAGUGCAUUAGUUUGGUUGGCAUGGCUGUUGGAAAGGAGAAAUUCAGAGAUGAUGCUAAGCAGGUCAUGGAGGUGCUGAUGUCUUUGCAAGGAUCUCAACUGGAGACAGAUGAUCCAACCACAAGUUACAUGCUGCAAGCUUGGGCUAGACUCUGCAAGUGUUUAGGACAAGAUUUCCUUCCAUACAUGAGUGUUGUCAUGCCGCCCUUGCUUCAAUCUGCUCAACUUAAGCCAGAUGUAACCAUUACCUCUGCAGAUUCAGAUAAUGAUAUUGAAGACUCUGAUGAUGAAAGUAUGGAAACUAUUACUCUUGGGGAUAAAAGAAUUGGUAUCAAGACUAGUGUCUUGGAGGAAAAAGCUACAGCUUGUAACAUGCUUUGUUGCUAUGCUGACGAGUUGAAGGAAGGAUUCUUUCCAUGGAUUGAUCAGGUUGCUCCUACCUUAGUCCCACUUCUAAAAUUUUAUUUCCACGAAGAAGUUAGAAAAGCAGCUGUUUCGGCCAUGCCUGAGCUACUUCGGUCAGCAAAAUUAGCUGUAGAGAAAGGGCAAUCUCAAGGUCGCAAUGAGACUUAUAUAAAGCAGUUGUCAGACUAUAUUGUUCCAGCUCUAGUGGAAGCAUUACAUAAGGAACCUGAUACAGAGAUCUGUGCAAAUAUGUUGGAUUCAUUAAAUGAAUGCUUACAGAUAUCUGGACCCCUUUUGGACGAAAGCCAGGUCAGAUCUAUUGUGGAUGAGAUAAAGCAGGUGAUCACUGCUAGUUCAAGUAGAAAAAGAGAGAGAGCAGAAAGGGCCAAGGCAGAAGAUUUUGAUGCUGAAGAAGGAGAAUUAAUUAAAGAAGAAAAUGAACAAGAGGAGGAAGUUUUUGAUCAAGUUGGUGAAAUCUUGGGAACUUUGAUUAAAACAUUCAAAGCCUCUUUCUUGCCCUUCUUUGACGAGCUGUCAUCAUAUCUAACACCUAUGUGGGGAAAGGAUAAGACGCCUGAAGAGAGGAGGAUUGCAAUAUGCAUAUUCGAUGAUGUUGCAGAACAGUGUCAUGAAGCUGCUUUAAAAUAUUAUGACACAUUCCUCCCUUUUGUAUUGGAGGCUUGCAAUGACGAGAAUGCUGAUGUCAGACAGGCUGCUGUAUAUGGACUUGGUGUUUGUGCAGAAUUUGGUGGACCUGUCUUUAAACCUCUUGUUGGAGAGGCACUUUCAAGGCUAAAUGCCGUUAUUCAGCAUCCCAAUGCUUUGCAAUCCGAUAAUCUAAUGGCAUAUGAUAAUGCUGUUUCUGCACUAGGAAAAAUAUGCCAGUUUCAUCGCGACGGUAUUGAUUCAGCUCAGGUCGUUCCGGCUUGGUUGAAUUGUUUACCAAUUAAAGGUGAUUUGAUUGAGGCUAAAGUUGUUCACGAACAGCUUUGUUCAAUGGCAGAGAGGUCAGACAGGGAGCUUUUGGGUCCCAACAAUCAGUAUCUUCCCAAAAUUGUUGCAGUAUUUGCUGAGGUUUUGUGUGCAGGCAAAGAUUUAGCAACAGAGCAAACUGCAAGCAGAAUGAUCAAUCUGCUAAGACAGCUCCAGCAGACUUUACCGCCAUCUACCUUGGCCUCUACUUUCUCUUCCUUGCAACCUCAGCAGCAGCUUGCACUACAAUCUAUUCUCUCCUCAUAGUAUCUUUGCCUACAGAGUUGCACAAUGUUGUUUUUUAUAUACGCUGCUGCUGCUCCUGUCUUGUGUGUCAAAAUCUAUUUAUCAUCCAUUCUUUUCCAUAAGAUGGUUCCCAUCAUUGGACUUUGCAUAAUGUUUUUACAACAAGCCAGCAUCGAUCAUUGUGUGGAAGCUAUCCUUGCAAUUGGAAUGAUCGCUUUUUUUUAGAAUGUGUAUACUACAAAAGUGUUAAUUUAGAGUGCGGUUUUUUGAGUCCUAAAGAAGAAAAAAGGGUAGCGAAUUGUGGUUUGCGAGUUGAUAUAAAUUUUUGGUGGUUGGUGCGUGAGAUUUGAGGGUUGUCAAUGAGGCAAUUCUUGUAGCAGUUUUGGCCCCAAUUGUGUUUUAUUUUAUUUUAUUUUUCCUAUAUAUACAUACAUUGUGAGAAAUUGUCGACUAAAUUAUUGUUGGUGAUUCUUUGAUUACGUUUGCAAUUUUGAUCCCAUUUAGCAAUAAAAGUAGACCAUAAAGUUGUUAUGA